This is a messenger RNA of Tigriopus californicus, 1127 nucleotides long. RefSeq lists its product as uncharacterized. The record is from RefSeq and is a predicted model, not a curated record. The transcript has 4 exons. Lineage: Eukaryota; Metazoa; Arthropoda; Copepoda; Harpacticoida; Harpacticidae. The coding region runs from base 141 to 869 and encodes 242 amino acids.
AAUCAUUUGCACGGCAGGGUUCUAGAGUGCAGCAACUCCGCCUUUUAGCUUCCACCUUGCGAAUGAAAUGACAUUGGAGAAGAGAAAAGCAACACGAGAGGUGCCACUGAUGUGUCUUCAUGAUCUAAACACACAUCGAAAUGGAACAAGAAUCUCGAAACUUCUGCGAUGAACCGGGAACCUCAAAUAGGGGAAUACAAAAUUCCCAAAGAAUAUCAUGUCAUUUCAUGGAUGGGAUAUCCGGGGUAGUUCAUAUACUAGUACACAGAGGGGCAUGGGACCAUCAGGAUAUUCCUCCAUUGACAUGUUAUCGAAAGCAUUACUCUUGUCAGUACAAUGGACGUCCUAAUUUCAUCACUGCGGCAGGGACCUCUUGUCCCAAGCGUUGUGCAUUGAUCAAAAGGAAAACAUACAAACACUUCACCUACAACGCCAUCACCCAUCAAUGCUAUUGCCACAAUGGUUGCACUCCGAAGUACAAUGGGCACGGGGUAAUGUAUGUGGGGUUGGUCAGCAUGGAGAGGGAUUCUAGAGAUUUUCUAUGUGGAGAGGACAAACAGAAUCAGUGGUAUCGGAGGAUACACCUUGCUGCCCGCAUACCAAGCCCUGGUCCAGGAUGCAAAUACCGGUUUGGAGUGACUUGUAAUAGUAGAGAUUUCAAGUACUCUCGCUCAAUUGGCAAAGACCUGACUUUGGAGUAUUGCAAGGGUACGUGUUUGUCCCAUCCGAAGCCCAGAUAUUCGGAAUAUGAUGAAAGAACGGGAUACUGCUACUGCUUCCCAAGCUGCGAGAAUGCCAAACGUGGAUCCAUUUUUAAUAAUCUGGGGGUUCUUUACGACGAUAUUAACAAUGUUUGCACCAUACCCUAAAAGAUCCAAAAGGGUUCAUCUUGCACAAUGUCAUUUUUGUCGGUUUCGGAAAUACAACAGCAACUUCAUAAGAUCAUCCUGCUUCCUUUAUCCUUUCUGCUCUCAAAAAGCACUCUUGUGCUUGGUUAUUUUGAUCGGUAUUAAAUGAUUAUAUUACAGGUCCCAAUGUUGCCAAACUAGUGAAGACAGUCAAAAUUUGAACCUUCCAGAUUUUGUUAACACAUAGUACUGUUAUUUUGCUAAACAAUAACUAACCUA